Messenger RNA from Pongo pygmaeus (Bornean orangutan), 1273 nucleotides. It is a transcript of the gene TOMM40, whose product is annotated as translocase of outer mitochondrial membrane 40. The record is from RefSeq and is a predicted model, not a curated record. The coding region runs from base 119 to 1270 and encodes 383 amino acids. Gene Ontology annotation, cellular component: mitochondrial outer membrane. NCBI's taxonomy places the organism in Eukaryota, Metazoa, Chordata, Mammalia, Primates, Hominidae. Gene Ontology annotation, molecular function: transmembrane protein transporter activity. The transcript has 11 exons. Gene Ontology annotation, biological process: protein import into mitochondrial matrix.
AAUGGGUUAGGUGGGGCGGGGCGACGGUGGUGGCGGCGGCGGCAGCGGGUUCGGUUGCGCGUGGCGCACGGGGUGGGAGCGGAGCUCAGGCCGGGAGCAGGCGCCGCCGCCAACGACCAUGGGGAACGUGUUGGCCGCCAGCUCGCCGCCCGCAGGGCCGCCACCGCCGCCUGCGCCGGCCCUCGUGGGGCUGCCGCCACCUCCGCCCUCGCCGCCGGGUUUCACGCUGCCGCCGCUGGGAGGCAGCCUGGGCGCCGGCACCAGUACGAGUCGAGGUUCGGAACGGACCCCCGGGGCUGCAACCGCCAGCGCCUCAGGGGCCGCCGAGGAUGGGGCCUGCGGCUGCCUGCCCAACCCGGGAACGUUCGAGGAGUGCCACCGGAAGUGCAAGGAGCUGUUUCCCAUUCAGAUGGAGGGUGUCAAGCUCACAGUCAACAAAGGGUUGAGUAACCAUUUCCAGGUGAACCACACAGUAGCCCUCAGCACAAUCGGGGAGUCCAACUACCACUUCGGGGUCACGUAUGUGGGGACAAAGCAGCUGAGUCCCACAGAGGCGUUCCCUGUACUGGUGGGUGACAUGGACAACAGUGGCAGUCUCAACGCUCAGGUCAUUCACCAGCUGGGCCCCGGUCUCAGGUCCAAGAUGGCCAUCCAGACCCAGCAGUCGAAGUUUGUGAACUGGCAGGUGGACGGCGAGUAUCGGGGCUCUGACUUCACAGUAGCCGUCACCCUGGGGAACCCAGACGUCCUCGUGGGUUCAGGCUCAUCUCAGGGGGUGCCGCCUAACACUCAGCCCCUCCGAGAACUCCACCCAGCCAUGCCUGCAGGAAUCCUCGUAGCCCACUACCUCCAGAGCAUCACGCCUUGCCUGGCCCUGGGCGGAGAGCUGGUCUACCACCGGCGGCCUGGAGAGGAGGGCACUGUCAUGUCUCUAGCUGGGAAAUACACACUGAACAACUGGUUGGCAACGGUAACGUUGGGCCAGGCGGGCAUGCACGCAACAUACUACCACAAAGCCAGUGACCAGCUGCAGGUGGGUGUGGAGUUUGAGGCCAGCACAAGAAUGCAGGACACCAGCGUCUCCUUCGGGUACCAGCUGGACCUGCCUAAGGCCAACCUCCUCUUCAAAGGCUCUGUGGAUAGCAACUGGAUCGUGGGUGCCACGCUGGAGAAGAAGCUCCCGCCCCUGCCCCUGACACUGGCCCUUGGGGCCUUCCUGAAUCACCGCAAGAACAAGUUCCAGUGUGGCUUUGGCCUCACCAUCGGCUGAGCC